Xenopus tropicalis (tropical clawed frog) is the source of this 3065-nucleotide messenger RNA. RefSeq names its product mitochondrial fission factor (gene mff). Bases 143 to 838 code for a protein of 231 amino acids. The record is from RefSeq and is a predicted model, not a curated record. Gene Ontology annotation, cellular component: peroxisome; cytoplasm; mitochondrial outer membrane. NCBI's taxonomy places the organism in Eukaryota, Metazoa, Chordata, Amphibia, Anura, Pipidae. Gene Ontology annotation, biological process: positive regulation of mitochondrial fission; positive regulation of protein targeting to membrane; mitochondrial fission. The transcript is spliced from 6 exons.
GUGCCCGGCCUUUUCUCUAUCGCGGGUACUUCCGCUUCCAAUGUCAAACACAUAGCGAGCCGCUUCCGGGAUAUGGCAGCCGUGUAGGCUCAGUUUAGGACGAUUGCACACUAAGGACGUUCUGGGAAAGGAGCUUGCAUCGAUGAGCAUUGAAGGCUUCUCACCCCCUGCGGCUGAGAUGGCUGAAAUAAACCGAAUGCAGUAUGAGAUAGAGUACACAGAAGGGAUCAGCCAGAGGAUGAGGGUCCCAGAGAAGCUUAAAGUGGCUCCAAGUAACUCAGGAGUAGAUCCAAAAGUUCAGCCAGACAUGUCCCUUCCUGGAGUAAUGAUGGAGGUGCCUGAGAGGAUUGUGGUAGCAGGUCACAAUGAGGAGUCUCCCUUCUCAAGGCCUUCUGAUUUGGAUUUCAUCCCUGGAACUAACAUUGAGACCCUUGCACUGAAAACACCACCGAGAGUCCUCACUCUGAGUGAGAGGCCACUAGACUUCCUGGAUUUGGAAGGAUCUACACCAGCCACUCCACACAACGAAGAGGUACGCAGCAGUGUGCAUCUGAAGAAAGAGCGAUUAGCCUCUGAGAAUCCAUUGCGGCAGAAUGGACAACUUGUCAGACAUGACUCCAUGUCUGCAAUGUCCACUUUAGAUGCAACCUUGGACGCCACCCCAGAUGAUUUAGCUUUAGCAGAUGCUGCAUCAUUAAGGAGGCAGAUAAUCAAACUUAACAGACGGCUCCUGCUGCUUGAAGAAGAAAACAAAGAACGAGUCAAGCAUGAAAUGACCAUGUAUUCCAUCAUCAUCAUCUUCGGACUCCUUAAUAGCUGGUUGUGGUUCCGGCGUUAAAGCAGCUCAGACUGCUAUUGCUGUCGGAUACUACUAAAACCUUGCAGGACCACUUUAUGAGGUGGAUAUUGAGGACUUCCAUAUUUACAGCACAAACCACUGCCCACCUAAAAUAAAAAGACUAUAUGCAGUGGCCACAUCUUGAGAUGCCAUUCCUCUCUUUCCCCCUUUCUCAGCAUAAUGGGCCCACCUAGCACGUGUUUAUUUAAGUGCGGCUGUCAGCAGGUAUAAAGUACAAGUGCAGUGUAAUCCAUGCCAGGGCUUACUUACUAAUUUAGCUGCUCAAGGGCAGUUACCCAUAGCAGCCAAUCAGCAUUUAGUUUUUUAGUCAGUCUUUUACCAGAUAGAAACAGACUGGUUGCUUUGGGCCAUUGUAUUUGUGUGGUUUAGCCCAUUAGUAAAUCAGCCUCACUAUUAGACAGAAAACAGUCUAAGCAGGGCUUGGCUUUUUGGGAUCCAGUGAUGGCUCUUGGCUUGCUUACUCUACAUCCCUAUUUUAAAACACACAGAAACAAUCACAUCUUCAUGUAAUAGAAAUGCAGCCUGUAUAAAUAUAUAAUCAUGGAAGGGUUUCAGCAUAACAGCAGUAUUAAAGGAACAGUAACACCAAAAAAUGAAAGUGUUUUAAAGUAAUUAAAAUAUAAAAUGCUGUUGCCCUGCACUGGUAAAACUAGUUUGUUUGUUACAGAAACCGUACUAUAGUUUAUAUAAUAAGCUGCUGUGUAGCCAUGGGGGCAGCCAUUUAAGCUGGAAAAAAGGAGAAAAGGCCCAGGUUACAUAGCAGAUAACAGGUUCUGUAGAAUAUAGUAAUAAUAAAUGACUGUUAGCUGCUAUAUAACCUGUGCAUUUUCUUCUUUGAAUGGCUGCCCCCAUGGCUACACAGCAGCUUACUUAUAUAAACUAUAGUAGUCUUUCUGAGGCAAACACACCAGUUGUAGCAAUGCAGGGCAACAGUACAUUAUAUAGUAAUUACUUUUAUACACAGUUUUUGGUGUUACUGUUCCUUUAAAGUGGCGAUUUCUUAACUCACAGGGGUAAGCUGCAAAUGUUGGCCUUUCAGUAGUGCUUGAGCUGUGCUGCUCUGUUCCCAUGUCUUAAGUUCUACUCAUUUUGCCUUUAAUAAAAAGUGUAGGGAUGUUCCUAAUGGGUUUCCUUCUCUGCAGCUGUGUGUGAGCUGCCCUAUUGCCUACCCUUCAUGAAAGAAAUGAGUGUGGUCCCCCACCCACGCUUGUAUGACUAUAAAUAAACAGAAUGGACUUGUUAUACAUAUAAAAUCAUGCCCUCGUGCAUUACUAAGUGAAAAAAUGAGAAAGAUAAAACAGACUUAAAUUGUCUCUAUUUUCUCCGUAACACAAAUGGCCAAGAGUUAUGCGCAGUGCUUGCUUGCUAUAUGUACCACCAUUCACCACUCGCUGGGGCAGAUUCAAAUACAUUUAAACCGGCCCCCAAUUUAUUUCUAUGAAGCAAGCUUUGUCAUGUAAAAUAUUUGUUUGAAUGAGUCGUCCCCAUCUUUGUAAAUUUCCCCCCUGCAUGUGUUGUAAUGUAAAUACUUUGUUCUUAGAAGUUGGUAAAUUACACAUUCAGCUUAAAUUGUAACUAGUGAUGAGAGUGUAGGUGUGCAGAUUAAUGUCUGGGUAAUUAAAACUCUGUGUUUAAAAAGAAUUCUAUUAAUUCUGUGUAUUUAUCUACUGUUAUAACAACCUGAUAAUUACCUGGAGGCCACGUUUGCUUGUGUUCUUCGUGCAUUUGGAAAUUGCCGGACCAGGCACUUCUUAGACUUGAGGCCUUUACACACUUGGUGUAUGGUCCAUUUCUCUCCACCUGUGUUUUGUAGCUAGGUAGAGAGAAGCAGUCUGCUUUCACCCGCAGCUCAAUGUGACAUGCACAGCUUCGGCAUGAGUGCAGCUACAUGGAGCUGAAUGGAGAUUGAGCUGGAAUACUUGUAAGCAGUAAUUUUCGGGCUGAUCCCUACACUGUGUAGCUGUACCAACUACACGGAGCUAUGGAUGAAAGCGGAUCUACUUCUCUCCGCCUGCCUACAAAAGCCAGAAUGAAAGAAGCGGACAAUACUCCAGGGUCAGACUUUAAGGUGGCCAUACAUGUACAGUCUUUGUCUUAUUGUGCUGGUCUCAACUACUAUGCAUGUACUCUGGUCAUAGGGCAGGCUUGUAUAUGUAAUCUGCCGUGUUGUGCAUCAACAGCUGAGGAAGUGAAGAGGAGCCGCAGC